AUGCCGGGGGUGAUAAAUAUGGACGAGUUGACAGACCUGGAUAAGGCUAAAAUGGAAAGAGACCAAAAGAAGAUUGAAGUCAAGCUUGAGAGAUGGAUGGUACGUUUGACCACUUUACUUUGAUUGAUCAUUUUUCCAAUUGUAAAAGUAAUUUAUAUGUAAUAACAAUAAGUGGAAUAGUAAUAGAUUUGUACUGUAUUAUUUUAAACAUGGAUAAAAAGCCAUGAAAUGUUCCAAAGCGGAAUGGAUUGGUCAUCAAAGGAGACUGUAAUGACAGGUAGCCUAGCGGUUAGUAGCCAGUAACUGAAAAGUCGCUGGUUCGAAUCCCCGAGCCGACUAGGUGAACAAUCUGUCCAUGUGCCCUUGCGCAAGGCAUUUAACCCAAAUUGCUCCAGUAAGUCGCUCUGGAUAAGAGCGUCUGCCAAAUGACUAAAAUGUAAAUGCAUUCUUGAUAUUACAGUUGUGUGUGUUACAUGUUAACCCUUCAUUUGUACGACAGAUGUCUAAGUGCUGUACUGAGUUUAUGGAGGCCGUUCAGGCCGGUGUAGAAGAGGACACCCUGGUCAAAGGAAUUGCAGAAGACAAGAACCCAUUCAAGGAGUUGAAAGGCGGAUGUGUCGUCUGCUGA
Messenger RNA from Coregonus sp. 'balchen', 628 nucleotides. NCBI's taxonomy places the organism in Eukaryota, Metazoa, Chordata, Actinopteri, Salmoniformes, Salmonidae. The record is from the annotation of a GenBank genome assembly.